ACAGAAUAUAAACCCUUUAGAUUAAAGUUUCUCUUGGGAAAAAAAAAAAAAAGAAAAAGUGUUCUUUCUGCUUUCUUGUUUUCCCUGCAACAGUCUUCAGUUCAUUCCUACAAACAGAAAAUAUAGCCAAGCAAAAUCAAAGUUUGUUUAAGUUUUGAUUUCAAGUUGAAAAAAAAAAAAAAAAAAGACCCAAUACCAAACAACCUUGCUAUAAAAAUCUCCUUCUACAGAAACAGGACAUGAACCUUCUUGCUCUGUUUCUGCCCAUGUGGGCAUUGUCUAGCACAUUUUUGUUUUUCUUGCUUGAUGCCAGACCAGAGUCAACAUUCUCCACCAAUUCUAGGCCUGCCCUUCUUGCUAAGAAAGAGCCCAUUUCGUUCUUCUCUGCAAAAAUGGAAACUCAAUCUCCAGGACUGCCUAUGGCUCCUAUGGAUAAAGUAGUGCACCAUCAAGAUUUGAACAAGAGAAUCCUUAUAGCACUAGUCGUUGCUUCGUCUCUCCUUGGAGCAAUCUUGGUGUUUCUGUCAUGUUUCUGUAUCCACAGAAUGAAAAACUCCAAGAACUCUAGCUUGAAAGGCAAACAAAAUUUCGAAGCUGGAAAUGGGCAUUCCCUCAGUCCAGUUCUGGGCAAAUUAAAUUCCUUGACGAUGGUUGGUAAUAAGGAUUCCAUUGCUGUGAUGGAAUAUGAAUUGCUAGAAGCUGCAACAAACAAUUUCCAAGAAAAUAAUUUGUUGGGUGAAGGUGGUCAUGGACGUGUCUACAAAGCUCGUGUCAAUGAAAAACUCCUUGCUGCUGUAAAAAAAUUGGAGGGCGUAGGACGGAAUGUGCAAAGAGAAUUUGAGAAUGAAAUGAAUUGGUUGACGAAAAUUCAGCAUCAGAACAUAAUUUCGUUGUUGGGUUACUGCAUUCAUGAUGAAGCGAAGUUUCUUGUGUAUGAAAUAAUGCAGAAUGGGUCUUUGGAAAGUCAGUUGCAUGGACCGACACAUGGAUCUGCAUUAACUUGGCUUCUGCGUAUGAAAAUUGCUGUUGAUGUUGCAAGAGGACUAGAAUAUCUUCAUGAGCAUUGCAAUCCUCCUGUUGUCCACAGAGAUAUAAAGUCAUCAAACAUUCUUCUGGAUUCCAACUUCAAUGCCAAGCUUUCAGACUUUGGCCUUGCUGUUAAUUCUGGAAUCAAAGCCAAAAGCGUAAAGCUUUCAGGAACUCUAGGUUAUGUUGCCCCAGAGUACCUUUUGCAUGGAAAAUUAACUGAUAAAAGUGAUGUCUAUGCUUUUGGAGUUGUUCUUCUGGAGCUACUCAUGGGAAGAAAACCAGUGGAAAUGAUUUCAGAAGAUCAAUGUCUGUCUAUAGUAACAUGGGCCAUGCCUCAACUUACUGAUAGAUCAAAGCUUCCGAAUAUUGUGGACCCUGUUAUCAAGGAUACUAUGGAUUUAAGGCACUUAUAUCAGGUAGCUGCGGUGGCAGUACUGUGCGUACAACAAGAACCGAGUUAUAGGCCGCUGAUAACUGAUGUUCUGCAUUCACUCAUCCCUCUUGUACCUCUCGAGCUUGGAGGGUCACUAAGAAUUACAGAACCUCUGCCUUCUGCGUGAAUUCUAACAAUGAUAAUGGAAUAUACAGAUACGUUUGUGUUCUUUCGUGAUCAUUCUUUUUCAUGCGACUGUAUCCUUCAUAGACUUGGAUAUAUGCAAAUCAUUAUAGAAUUUUUUUUCCUUGUCAUUACAGUUGUAAAUAAAUCGAAUCAAAAGUGAUUUGUCCAUAUUAUGGUUUUUGUAACGGUGGAUUUCCAAGAACUAGGUUUGAACUUGAA
Messenger RNA from Hevea brasiliensis (rubber tree), 1807 nucleotides. RefSeq names its product probable receptor-like protein kinase At1g80640. The transcript has 10 exons. NCBI's taxonomy places the organism in Eukaryota, Viridiplantae, Streptophyta, Magnoliopsida, Malpighiales, Euphorbiaceae. The record is from RefSeq and is a predicted model, not a curated record. Gene Ontology annotation, molecular function: ATP binding; protein kinase activity. Bases 240 to 1589 code for a protein of 449 amino acids. Gene Ontology annotation, biological process: protein phosphorylation.